UUUCCAUUUCCCAACUUCUUCUCUCUAGCGAAGCUUCGUAUCCAUUCGUUUUCCCAUAUAUUCGUAUAUACAAAGCUGUACACUGUAACUUCUAAAGCUAAAUGGAGAUCGGGGACUUCAUCGUCGGAGGAUUUUAUGGCGGCGCAGCAGGCGAUGAUUUCUCGCCAGUGAAGAUGCUUGCUGCUGAACGCAAGCUCUCGGAGAAUUUCACCGUCGAUGAUCUCCUUGACUUCUCCAAUGAAGACGCUGUUAUGAAUGACGGCUUCUUCGAAAAUGUCGCCGGAAAUUCCACCGAUUCCUCCACUGUCACCUGUAAUUCCUCCGUUUCCGGAGGCGAUAAUCACUUUUCCGCUGUUGAUAUCCCUCACUCCUCUCAGUUCUCCGGAGAACUCUGCGUUCCGUAUGAUGAUUUGGCUGAACUUGAAUGGCUUUCGAAUUUCGUUGAGGAUUCAUUCUCAACGGACCAGAAUUUACAGAUUUUCGCCACGUCAAAAUCCCUCACACCUGAAUCGUCCUCUUCCUCAACCCGUCCCGAUUCCUUAAACCGGAGCCCAACCAACCAGAUUUUCCAACAGGACACUCCCCUCCCGGGAAAAUCCCGUUCCAAGCGUUCAAGGAUCGCCCCGUGCGAUUGGUCCACCCGUCUCCUCCACCUCAACCCUAAAUCCGCGGGCCAGGAAAGAAGGGACAACCGGAACAGCAAUUCGGAGUCUUCGGGACGGAAAUGUUUACACUGUGCGGCGGAGAAGACACCGCAGUGGAGGACGGGGCCUUUGGGUCCGAAGUCGUUGUGUAAUGCGUGCGGGGUGAGGUACAAGUCGGGUCGAUUGGUACCGGAAUACCGACCCGCUGCGAGUCCGACAUUUGUGUCGACGAAGCAUUCGAAUUCUCACAGGAAAGUUUUGGAGCUUAGGAGGCAAAAGGAUUUCCGAAGAGCGCAUCAUCAUCAACAGCUUAUUAGUCGAUCUUCGAUUUUCGGCAUAUCCAACGGUGGUGGUUGUGCUGAUGAUUUCUCGAUCCAUCAUCACGGCGGGCCGCAUUUUAGGCACAUGAUUUAGUCCCAAAA
Messenger RNA from Hibiscus syriacus, 1066 nucleotides. Its product is annotated as GATA transcription factor 12-like. Gene Ontology annotation, biological process: positive regulation of DNA-templated transcription. Gene Ontology annotation, cellular component: nucleus. The coding region runs from base 102 to 1058 and encodes 318 amino acids. The record is from RefSeq and is a predicted model, not a curated record. The transcript has 2 exons. Gene Ontology annotation, molecular function: sequence-specific DNA binding; zinc ion binding. Lineage: Eukaryota; Viridiplantae; Streptophyta; Magnoliopsida; Malvales; Malvaceae.